CCCGCCCCCGGGGAAGGCAGGCGCCGCGUUGAGCCGGGGCCGAUGCAGCUGAGCCGCGCCGCCGCCGCCGCCGCCGCCGCCGCCCCUGCGCAGCCCUCGGCUCAGCUGCCCCCCGCGCCCGCCCCGGCCCCGGCCCCCCCCGGCCCCCUCCCGCGCGGCGCGGCCGACGGGGCUCCGGCGGGGGGGCAGGGGGGGCCGGGGCGCCGCGCGGAGCCCCAGCGCGCCCCGCUCCCGGCCGCGAGCCGCCCGGGCUCCGGCCCGGGUGCCGGCGCGGGGAUGGACGGCCCCGGGGCCAGCGCGGUGGUCGUACGCGUCGGCAUCCCGGACCUGCAGCAGACGAAGUGCCUGCGUCUGGACCCGGCCGCGCCCGUGUGGGCCGCCAAGCAGCGCGUGCUGUGCGCCCUCAGCCACAGCCUCCAGGACGCGCUCAACUACGGGCUCUUCCAGCCGCCCUCGCGGGGCCGCGCCGGCAAGUUCCUGGACGAGGAGCGGCUCCUGCAGGACUACCCGCCCAACCUGGACACGCCCCUGCCCUACCUGGAGUUUCGAUACAAGAGGCGAGUGUACGCGCAGAACCUCAUCGAUGAUAAGCAGUUUGCAAAGCUUCACACAAAGGCAAACCUGAAGAAGUUCAUGGAUUACGUCCAGCUGCACAGCACGGACAAGGUGGCCCGCCUACUGGACAAGGGGCUGGACCCCAAUUUCCACGAUCCUGACUCAGGAGAGUGUCCUCUGAGCCUUGCGGCCCAGCUGGACAACGCCACAGACCUGCUGAAGGUGCUGAGGAAUGGCGGCGCCCACCUGGACUUCCGCACUCGCGACGGGCUCACGGCCGUGCACUGUGCCACCCGCCGGCGCAACGCGGCAGCCUUGACGACCCUGCUGGACCUGGGCGCCUCUCCUGACUACAAGGACAGCCGUGGCCUGACGCCCUUGUACCACAGCGCCCUGGGGGGCGGGGAUGCCCUGUGCUGCGAGCUGCUGCUGCACGACCAUGCUCAGCUGGGGACCACGGAUGAGAACGGCUGGCAGGAGAUCCACCAGGCGUGCCGCUUUGGGCAUGUGCAGCACCUGGAGCAUCUGCUAUUCUACGGAGCUGACAUGGGGGCUCAGAACGCCUCAGGGAACACGGCCCUGCACAUCUGUGCCCUUUAUAACCAGGAGAGCUGUGCUCGCGUCCUGCUUUUCCGCGGAGCUAACAAGGACGUCCGCAAUUACAACAGCCAGACAGCCUUCCAGGUGGCCAUCAUCGCAGGGAACUUUGAGCUCGCAGAGGUCAUCAAGACCCAUAAAGACUCAGAUGUUGUACCAUUCAGGGAAACCCCCAGUUAUGCAAAGCGGCGGCGGCUGGCUGGCCCCAGUGGCCUGGCCUCCCCUCGGCCCCUGCAGCGCUCAGCCAGUGACAUCAACCUGAAGGGUGAGGUGCAACCGGCAGCUUCUCCUGGACCUUCUCUGCGAAGCCUUCCCCAUCAGCUGCUGCUCCAGCGGCUGCAGGAGGAGAAAGACCGGGAUCGGGAUGGUGACCAAGAAAAUGACAUCGGUGGCCCCACAGCAGGCAGGGGCAGCCAGAGCAAGAUCAGCCCGAGCGGGCCCGGCGGCCCCGGCGCGCCCCCCGGCCCCGGCCCCGCGCCCCCCGCGCCCCACGCGCCGCCGCCGCGGGGCCCGAAGCGGAAACUUUACAGCGCGGUCCCCGGCCGCAAGUUCAUCGCCGUGAAGGCGCACAGCCCGCAGGGCGAGGGCGAGAUCCCGCUGCACCGCGGCGAGGCCGUCAAGGUGCUCAGCAUUGGGGAGGGCGGUUUCUGGGAGGGGACCGUGAAAGGCCGCACGGGCUGGUUCCCGGCCGACUGCGUGGAGGAGGUGCAGAUGAGGCAGUAUGACACACGGCAUGAAACCCGGGAGGACCGGACGAAGCGCCUUUUCCGCCACUACACAGUGGGCUCCUAUGACAGCCUCACCUCACACAGUGAUUAUGUCAUUGAUGACAAGGUGGCCGUCCUACAGAAACGGGACCAUGAAGGCUUUGGUUUUGUGCUCCGGGGAGCCAAAGCAGAGACCCCCAUCGAGGAAUUCACGCCCACGCCCGCCUUCCCUGCGCUCCAGUAUCUUGAGUCGGUGGAUGUGGAGGGUGUGGCCUGGAGGGCCGGGCUGCGCACAGGAGACUUCCUCAUCGAGGUGAACGGGGUGAACGUGGUGAAGGUUGGCCACAAGCAGGUGGUGGCUCUGAUCCGCCAGGGCGGGAACCGCCUCGUCAUGAAGGUUGUGUCUGUGACAAGGAAGCCCGAAGAGGAUGGGGCUCGGCGCAGAGCCCCACCGCCCCCCAAGAGGGCCCCCAGCACCACGUUGACUCUGCGUUCCAAGUCCAUGACGGCAGAACUUGAGGAACUUGCCUCCAUUCGGAGAAGGAAAGGGGAGAAGCUGGAUGAGAUCCUGGCCGCCGCCACGGAGCCGACCCUGAGGCCGGACAUCGCGGACGCCGACUCAAGAGCCGCCACUGUCAAACAGCGGCCCACCAGUCGGAGGAUCACCCCUGCCGAGAUCAGCUCUCUGUUUGAGCGCCAGAGCCUCCCAGGCCCAGAGAAGCUGCCUGGCUCCCUGCGGAAGGGGAUUCCACGGACCAAGUCUGUAGGGGAGGAUGAAAAGCUGGCGUCCCUCCUGGAGGGGCGCUUCCCGAGGAGCACGUCCAUGCAAGAUUCCAUGCGCGAGGGCCGAGGCAUCCCGCCACCCCCCCAGACUGCGCCGCCCCCCCCACCAGCCCCCUACUACUUCGACUCGGGGCCGCCCCCCACCUUCUCGCCUCCGCCACCCCCUGGCCGCGCCUACGACACUGUGCGCUCCAGCUUUAAGCCCGGCCUGGAGGCGCGCCUGGGCGCGGGGGCCACGGGCCUGUAUGAGGCUGGGGCGCCCCUGGGGCCGCUGCCCUACCCUGAGCGGCAGAAGCGCGCGCGCUCCAUGAUCAUCCUGCAGGACUCGGCACCCGAGGUGGGCGAUGUCCCGCGGCCACCUCCGGCCGUCACCCCGCCUGAGCGGCCUAAGCGGAGGCCGCGGCCGCCAGGCCCCGACAGCCCGUACGCCAACCUGGGUGCCUUCAGCGCCAGCAUCUUCGCACCCUCCAAGCCCCAGCGCCGCAAGAGCCCCCUGGUGAAGCAGCUGCAGGUGGAGGACGCCCAGGAGCGCGCGGCCCUCGCCGUUGGCAGCCCCGGCCCGGGUGGUGGCAGCUUUGCCCGCGAGCCCUCCCCGACGCACCGCGGCCCUCGGCCUGGCGGGCUCGACUAUGGCCCCGCUGACAGCCCCGGCCUGGCUUUCGGCGGCCCGGGGCCGGCCAAGGACCGGCGGCUGGAGGAGCGGCGCCGCUCCACCGUGUUCCUGUCGGUGGGAGCCAUCGAGGGCAGCCCCCCGAGCGCCGAGCUGCCCUCCCUGCAGCCCUCCCGCUCCAUCGACGAGCGCCUUCUGGGCGCCGGCGCCACCCCCACCACCGGCCGCGACCUGCUCCUGCCCUCCCCCGUCUCUGCUCUGAAGCCAUUGGUGAGCGGCCCGAGCCUUGGGCCUUCAGGCUCCACCUUCAUCCACCCGCUCACCGGCAAGCCUCUGGACCCCAGCUCGCCCCUGGCCCUGGCCCUGGCCGCGCGGGAGCGGGCUCUGGCCUCCCAGGCGCCUUCCCGGUCCCCCACACCUGUGCACAGCCCCGACGCUGACCGUCCCGGGCCUCUAUUUGUGGAUGUGCAGGCCCGCGACUCCGAGCGAGGGGCCCUGGCCUCCCCAGCCUUCUCCCCAAGAAGUCCAGCCUGGGUCCCUGUGCCUGCUCGCAGGGAGCCGGAGAAAGCACCCCGGGAAGAGCGGAAGUCACCGGAGGACAAGAAGUCCAUGAUCCUCAGCGUCCUGGACACAUCUCUGCAGCGGCCGGCUGGUCUCAUCGUCGUGCAUGCCACCAGCAACGGGCAGGAGCCCAGCGGGCUGGGGGCUGAAGAGGAGCGGCCAAGCACCCCGGAGCUGGCCCCCGCCCCUCCACAGUCGGCAGUGGCGGCGGAGCCCCUGGCUAGCCCCCGGGCGCAGCCCCCUGGCAGCGCCCCGCCGACAGACCCCGGGCCGGGCCAGGGCAGCUCGGAGGAGGAGCCAGAGCUGGUGUUUGCCGUGAACUUGCCGCCCGCCCAGCUGUCCUCCAGUGAUGAGGAGACCAGGGAGGAGCUGGCCCGCAUUGGGCUGGUGCCGCCUCCUGAAGAAUUUGCCAACGGGGUCCUGCUGGCCACCCCCCUUCCUGGCCCAGGUCCCUCGCCCACCACGGUGCCAGGCCCGGCCUCAGGGAAGCCGAGCAGCGAGCUCCCGCCUGCGCCUGAGUCUGCAGCUGACUCAGGGGUGGAGGAGGCCGACACGCGCAGCUCCAGCGACCCCCACCUGGAGACCACAAGCACGAUCUCCACGGUGUCCAGCAUGUCCACGCUGAGCUCAGAGAGUGGGGAACUCACUGACACCCACACCUCCUUCGCCGAUGGACACACUUUUCUACUCGAGAAGCCACCAGUGCCUCCCAAGCCCAAGCUCAAGUCCCCGCUGGGGAAGGGGCCGGUGACCUUCAGGGACCCGCUGCUGAAGCAGUCCUCGGACAGUGAGCUCAUGGCCCAGCAGCACCACGCCGCCUCUGCUGGGUUGGCCUCUGCUGCCGGACCUGCUCGCCCUCGCUACCUCUUCCAGAGAAGGUCCAAGCUGUGGGGGGACCCCGUGGAGAGCCGGGGGCUCCCUGGGCCCGAAGAUGACAAACCAACUGUGAUCAGUGAGCUCAGCUCCCGCCUGCAGCAGCUGAACAAAGACACACGCUCCUUGGGGGAAGAGCCGGUCGGUGGCCUGGGCGGCCUGCUGGACCCUGCCAAGAAGUCGCCCAUCGCGGCAGCUCGGGAGGUGGCUUAGGACACAUACCACCGAACGGCAGACACAGGACUCCGAUUUACUGGUUGUCAAACCCCACGAUCAGGUGAUCAGGCUUAGGUGAGCCCGGGUAUGGUCAUUUGCCUGUUGGCUCCCAUGGGGCGGCUGGGCAGCCUCAGCAUCUCUCCUCUGUCAGGGAAACGAUCUCUUGUUCCAUGGCUCUGGGUUGCGCCAGGACGCUGUUUGUUUUCUUUUUUGGAUAUGGGAUGGGGAAGGGCAGUUGCAAACCUUCCGUCCCAUCUAUUCCAUAGGUCCUUUGGAAAGUGAGCCUCCUUCCCCGGUUCUUGCCAGACUGCAGCUCUGGCUUCAUGUGGGUCUCCUGCUUUCCUCUGAAUGAAUCACUGGGGUCAGCGGGACGUAAGGCUGCCGCUGGCCAGGCCCGAAUCGUCUCUCUCCUGGAAGCCAGGGCAUGCGGUGCUGAGAGUGAGGGAGUGUGGUUCUCAAGAGGACAAUCAGGUCCUGGUAGCAGGGUCCCAGAAGCCAGGUAACCUGAAACGACAGAGGUCCCCUGUAAUGUGGCCCUUGCCAUCUCCAGCAGCUUCAUUCCCUGGCAUCAGCUUAGGGUCAGAGGGCUCUGGAUUUCAACUUUCAGCUGUUGCAUCUGAGCUCUGUAGUCUUGGACAAGCCCCUUGACUCCUGUGAACGGCAGUCCCUCCCCUGUGACAUGAGGAUGAUACAGCAUCACUUUGAAGCUCUGAGCUCAGGGCUCCCGCAUGGUGGUUUCUCACUUGGUGCACACUCGGCCAAGCCCUUUGUGGUUCUGGGGGCGCCGGCAUGGCGCAGUAGGUUGGGUGUCCAACUCUUGACUUGUCUCAGGUCAUGAUCUCAGGGUCCUGGGAUCAAGCCCCACGUCGGGCUCCGUGCUCAGUGGGGUGUUUGCUUCUCCCUCUCCCUCUGCCCUUCCCCCACUCUCUCUCUCUCUAAAAUAAAGAAAUAAAAUUGUUUAAAAAAGAGUGCCAGAUACUGCACUAGAAAACAUCAGAUCCUAUUAUUUCACCUCUAUAACCCUUCUGUUAGAUGGGCUGUAGUAUAAUUUCCAUUUUCCAGACAAUGAAACUAAGGUUCUAAAGAGGUCUCUUGGAGCCAGUAAGUGGUGGUGUCCAGCCGACCCCCGCAGCCUCUGUCGUUAAGCCCCUUCUGGUGACAGACACUGGUUUCUGUGCAGUAACCCAUCGCACAGACAUGCGCACCUGUUCAUUCGUUACACUGCCACCUGUACGUGUCAGUUGUGUGAAGGACACACGGCGUGUCCUUGAUAUUCUGCAAUCACUCAUCCACGCAGUUCGACCUUGUUAGUGUAGCCUCCCCAUCCCCCUGCCCUCCACAAGCCCUCCUGCUCCCGGUCACGCGUCCUGUCUCCGCAGUGUUCCUCCUCUUGCCCUCAGACCUGGGUGAAACCACGGCCCUCUGGAGUGCCCCCCCUCCACUUCUGGCUGCAGGCAGGGGCCGAGCAGGGGACGUGGCGACAUGUUGACUUGGCCUUCGGUGGCUGCCGGGCGGCUCCUGCUCCGCCGCUGGCUGCGGGCUGCACUCCUCUCUCAGCAAUGGGCUGCCCAUGAUACCGUGUCGUGGAGAAAUGCUCCUGGUAUGGGAAGUCCCGAUGUCUGGGUAGGGCUGCUUCCUUCCCAGGAUCGGUCCUGGCAGAGGCCCCUGGAGGGCCACACCUCCGAGCCUCGUCCCCUGGUCCCUGGGUUCCCUGGGUUCCCUGGGUUUCACCACCCGGACCUGUCCCUUUCCUCACCCAACGGAUGUCACAGGAGGGGCAGCGCCCCUUCCUGCUCACCUACCUCCCCGCUGACCGCCCUGAGGCCCCGUAGCCACAAGACGCCCCGUAGCCUAAGACCUUCUCGGGCAACCUAAGCUGCCCUGUAUGCCACAGAUCUGAAGUAACUUGAAGUGAUCGGCUCAUCUGUCCUGGGGCCAUCUUUCUGGGUGGAAGGGCUAAGACCUCUGGCUUUCUGGACCAUUGGUUGCAGACUAUGCACCCACUCUGCGCUUCCAGCUUCGGGUCUAGCUCUGGUGUAGACAGAACAGCCGUCUUCUUAGAGCCCCACCGAGGUCUUUGAGGGCCACGUCUGCACGCAGCUCCAUUUGUCUUCCAUGCUCCAUAGUUGGAUUGGAAUCCUGCGUGUGGUCUGAGCCCCGCAGGGACAGAGUUCUGCUGUGGCUCUCAGUUUUACAGCUAUCUGACCCUCACAUUGGGUUUUACAGAAGACGUUCAUGGAGAAAUGGCUUUGGAAAUACAAAGUGAAGGCGGUGUCUGUCCUGCACACCCCACCCCUCUGAGGUGCUCUGUGCCAUGGCCUCACACCCGUCAGUAGUAGGUCACCGCUUAGUGUCUUGCAGGAGACACACGCCCCUCUGAUGGGGUAGGGACCCUGGUCUGCUGACAUGUUUGGCAGGGAUUUGGAUGCAACCCCUGUGUGACUGCAGGUGUUUCAAGGGCAGCUGGGCUUCCUCCGGGACCUGGGCUGACACCUGUUGUGUGAUGGCCAGUGCAAUGUUGCAUGAAACUGGGUCGCGUGCUUCGGGAGCCCCGAACUCUGCUGGGAGAGCAGGAAGGGCUCACAGAUGAGGCGAUGUGUUGAGGUUGGAGCUGUGAGCGGAUGUGGGCAGUGGGAAGGCAAGAGGCUGGAGACGCCGCGGCCACAGGGUGUGCUUUGAAGCUUACGGGUUUGUAUCUAGUUCUGUGCUGCUGUUGAGGGUUCUUUCCCCGACUGGGGCUCCCAGACUGCAGAAGCUCCCGGGCCUAGACCUGCCCUGCAGGAGUGCUGUGGCGGAAGGCCUGAGGCAGAGGCAAGGACCAGAGCUUGGGCUUUGUCUUUUCUGUUGGUACCAAUGGGUCAAUAGGCAGCCAAGCCUGGGAGAGAUACAUAAAGUUAUUUUUGUGUGAUGACAUUUUUUCCAGUGUAAGUUGUGCUCCUGGCUUUGUGCUAGGUCCUAGGAGUCAAGGAGGACAGUUAGCUAAUGAGGAGAGAGGGCCUGAGUGAGCAUGAAAUGUCUGGACCUUGAGGUGGCUGGGGAAUGAGGAUGAGGACCUGGGUUAAUGCUAGGAGCCCUCCAGGUGAAAAGAAGGAGCUGAUGGUGGCACCCAGGUCCCUGGUGUGGGGAGGAUGUCUGGCAGCCUCUGUAGAGGUCUGGAGCUCAGGGGAGCUUAGCUGGGCUUUACACAUAGCAUUUUUACACACCUCGCCAUAGCCAAGGGAGUGGACCAUACGGCCCAGGAGAGUAGACCAUGGGAGUGGACCAUACGACCCAGGAGAAAGUGGGAACUGAAAGGAGAACCCAUGAAACCCAGCUAGGAAGGAAGGGGUAGAGGAAGGGGUCAGCAAGAGGUCCUGCUACUGCCUUGGUAACUGCAUGGGUGUGUGGGGGGUGGGGACCAGGCCAGGCCUCAGUGGCUGAAGAGUUACGAGGUAGUGAGGCAGUACCACAGUCAGAUGUUGGUGGAGGAGACGUCCGGGGCAUGAAGCCUCGCUGAGCCAUCCGGAGGAGAUGCUGCCGGCAUUCAGGGGUGAGGUACCGUUGGUUAGAGGGUGGAUAGCCCAGAAGCCCCCUCUGGGAGGCCAGCGGGUGCUGGGACGUGAUUACGCCAUGGUUGGGUCCUGGCUCGGGAGGUGGUCAGACAGCCGAGAGAGGUGAUGGACAGUGAUGGGUGUGCAGAAGAACGCAGAAACUUGGCUGUGAAUACUGCUGGGAUUCCUGCCCAGGGGGCGAUGUGAUAGUUCCUUGUCCCCGCAAGAGGAAGGAGAGGAGGAGCAGGCACCUGGGAUGUGGGGAACCCUCAGCCACUCCCUGCUGUGUUCUGUGGCCUCGGGAGCGCAGACUUCCUUAGGCUCUUCUAGGCCUCCUGGCCUGUCCAGCAUCCCUGGGCAUCCUUAGGACAGGCUCUCUCUCUCCACUCCCAGCCAAGUGGAACAUGGCACUUCAGGCCCUCAUGGCACCCCUGGCACCAGCCGUAUCCUCAGGCAGGGGCCCAUCUCCUUGCACCCAGCACCCAUCUCCUCAGGGGGCUCUUCCUCGGUGCUACUAGAGCCAGCUUACCUCUCUGCCAGACGAGGAGGCUCCAGCAUCGGCCAGAAAGAUUCUGGAGGCCAGACCCUGCUCUGGGCUCAGAGCACCCACCCUGUUCUCUCUGCCUUCGCAGCUUGGCUGUGGUCCUGCCAACUUGUCACUAUGCUUCGGUCACACCCGAGCCUCUAGGCAUGCCCACAUGAGUCCACUGAAACGUAACCUCUGGGGUAGGCUGGGGAGGGUUCCCUCCUGAGAUGCAGGUCCUCAGGCUGGGGUCGCUGUGUGGGGGCCAUAGGGGGCCUCUCCCGGCCACUGUCCUCUCAGCAUCUUACGCAGCGCUGCCUCCCCCUCCCCCACAGUCAGCCCCCUGGGCACCCACCACCCCCCUGCAAUAUCCCCUUGGGUGGCCUCCUCCUCUCCCUUCACUGCUGCCCUGCCUUGCCCCAAAGCCCAGGUGGUGCCAGGGAGGCCAGGUGUGGUGGGAACAGAGAGGGGUCUUCUGGUUGGUGCCCAUUCCUGAGCCCACCUCAGGUGUCCCCUGGGGGCAGGUGGGGGGGAGGCUUGAUCUAGUCUCCUCAAGAGGCUCCGCUGUGGGCCUGAGCCAUUGGGAGAGGCAGCAGGGGCAGAGGCUGAGGAGAGGAGCCAGUGGAAGGUGGGGGAAGCUGGGAACUGGAGCGCAGGUUGAGUGGGAGAGGUUGCACUUGCACAGGUGGGACAUGGAAAGAUGAAGCCACAUCAAGAGGAGGAAGGAUGCCGAGGGUGCCCCGUGCACUGUGGGAUUGGCCCCGGCCAGGGUCUCACGGAGGUGGGCGGGGGUACCCAGAGGAGUGUGCUUAGCCCAACUUAGGCAGGGGCGGGGUGGGGAGGUGGGCUGGCCACUGGAGAGAGGCUGCUCAGACCUCAGAGAGUGUCCCCAAGUGCCAAGGGGCUGCUGAGCACCUGCCACACAGCGUCCCAAGAAAAGCCCGUGGAUGGGCACUACUCUUGCCUGGCUUCUCAAACCAGAAAAGCCCCACAGGCAGACCAGGAGCCCACCCAGAUGGGCCCGGGUUGGGGCUGCAGCCCCCUCCCCUAGCAGCCCCAAGUGUGCUCCCUCCCACUGCAGCGAGUUCCUCCCCCGCAGGUGUCUGGCCAGGAUGUGUCCUUGGCUGCCACACUAGCUCGAGUGGGGCCACGUGCCUGCUGUUGGGCCUGGGCUGCUAACACUCUUUCUCAUUGCUCUCUCCCGCCCAUCUGCAUGUGGC
Nyctereutes procyonoides (raccoon dog) is the source of this 10175-nucleotide messenger RNA. RefSeq names its product SH3 and multiple ankyrin repeat domains 3 (gene SHANK3). The transcript has 22 exons. Gene Ontology annotation, cellular component: postsynaptic membrane; postsynaptic density; dendritic spine. Lineage: Eukaryota; Metazoa; Chordata; Mammalia; Carnivora; Canidae. The record is from RefSeq and is a predicted model, not a curated record. The coding region runs from base 43 to 4899 and encodes 1618 amino acids. Gene Ontology annotation, molecular function: synaptic receptor adaptor activity; ionotropic glutamate receptor binding.